CUGUUUUAUGAGGCCGGCUAAGACAGGAGAGGAAACAGUCUCCUCUGAGUCAUCUGAAGCAGGAGGGUUACUUAUUUCUUAUUGAUCUAAUCCCACCUCGUUUUAUUUGCCGGACUGAAGCAGCGCGUUAAACUCAAUGCAGUAGUUUAGUUAACUGGAAGCUACUGAAGCAGUUUUACACUUGUCUCUCAGCGGGAAGUGAAACGAUCAGCUGCGUAGCGUUUUAUCAUCCUGCAAACGCGUCUAGGUCUUACAAGUUUGUAAGAAAUUUGCUUUAUACCUUUUCAACACCGGCAAAAGGAGUGACAUAACUUCCAGUGCUGUGCGUUGCUGGCAUCAUCUCAGCAAUUCUGUGAAGUUCAUGGGAAAAAAAUGCUGAAGGGAAGGAGCUGAGACUGGGACACGACUGCAGAGGAGCUUUGUACGAGGAGAGGAUGGAGGUGACUGGGUCCUGUGUGUGGAGUCAGGACUGUUGAUCUGAAGCUGAAUAAACCUUUUUCUCCAGCUGUUUGAGCUGAGCAGGUGUGAAGGAGUUUCUAUUUGAGGAAUCUGGUGGAUGUUUCUGGAGCUGCUGCAAGUGAGGAGGCUGAGCUCAGCAGUUGCCAAGCUGCAGCUAUGAACGUUGAGGCGAGGUUUGCUCCCUCCUUAUCAGUGACUUCGUUGCUUGUCUCACCAUGCUGGACGACCUCGUCGCCUCUGUCCCUUACAUCGUCCUGGAGCUGCUGAUUGCUGCGUUCUCUGUGCUGGGAAAUGUGCUGGUCUGCUGGGCUGUGUACCUCAACAGUAACCUGCAGAGCAUCACCAACUUCUUCGUGGUGUCGCUGGCGGUGGCCGACAUCGCUGUGGGCGUCCUGGCCAUUCCCUUUGCCAUCGUCAUCAGCACCAGCUUCUGCUCCAACUUCUAUGGCUGCCUCUUCAUGGCUUGCUUUGUGCUGAUUCUCACACAGAGCUCCAUCUUUAGCCUGCUGGCCAUUGCUAUAGACCGCUACAUCGCAAUCACGAUACCCCUCAGGUACAACAGUUUGGUGACAGGCCAGCGGGCUCGAGGCAUCAUUGCCAUCUGCUGGGUUUUAUCCAUCAUCAUCGGUAUGACUCCCAUGAUGGGAUGGCACAAACCCUCUCAGAGCAGCAACAAUACGAAUUGCUCGUCCGGCCUGAUGAACUGCGAGUUUGAAAAGGUGGUGGAUAUGACGUAUAUGAUUUACUUCAACUUUUUUGGCUGUGUACUGAUCCCCCUGCUGCUGAUGCUGGCCAUCUAUCUGUGUAUCUUCAUGGCAGCUCGCCACCAGCUCAAGCGGAUCGAAGUGAAAGCGAUUCAGGGAGCGAAGUCUCGCUCCACACUGCAAAAGGAAGUCCAGGCGGCCAAGUCCUUGGCCAUCAUUGUGGGGCUGUUUGCAGUCUGCUGGCUGCCCCUGCACAUCAUUAACUGCUUCACCCACUUCUGUCCUCAGUGUGGACGUGCUCCGCUCUGGGUAAUAAAUGUGGCCAUUAUCCUCUCUCAUGCCAACUCUGUGGUCAACCCCUUCAUCUACGCCUACCGCAUCCGGGAAUUCCGGCAAACCUUUCGUAAGAUUAUCCAGCGCCACAUCUUGGGCCGGCAGGAGGUGUUUGAGAGAAGCAGCAGCAAUCGUAAUUCCACUUACAACAGCAUCACAGACUCCAUCAGACUGAAGGCAAAUGGCCUCAGCUUUGACCUUUUCACAGAGCACAGCAGCAGCAGUAGCUGUGAAAGCUCCUGCCGCUGCCCUGCUCAUGCCUCUCCUGUAAGGGGUGGUCUGGUGGCGGUGUCCCACUCUCCUUUGUCAGUCAUUAUCUCGCACUGUCCUAAGAUGGAGAUGUGUCCAUUACAAGCCCUCAAACAACAACAAGUCCCGCUGGACCAUCAUCUGCAGUAUGCGGUGCAACAACAUGACUGUGCUGGAGCAGAGGUCCUGGAAGAGGGAGGCAAUCAAAACCCGGGCUCAGCCCAUAUCACAUCGCUGUUCAGUAAGCCCAACAGGAGGAGUUGUUGUAGUGAGCUGACACAGGUGUCUUGAUUCAUGCACAGGGGGAAUCCUGCACUAAUUCAGGAACUUUGCAGUAAAAUAUCAGCGUGAGCUCAGGAUCUGAAUAGAUCUAGAAUAAAUCCAGACAACUGAAAACUUCUUACCACAAUAAAACUGUCUCCACUAUUUAAGUACAGUAAUUUAAGCCAGGGUAAGAGUCUAAAAGCAUUGCUGGUGGCCCAGAGAGGACAAGCUGCUUAUUAACCUGCAUGAUAAAGAGUGUUUUAACAGACUGAAACUCUUGUCUAUAAGGUGCAGGCACUUCACACAUCAUAACAGGCUGCCUCAACAAACAACAUCACUGAAUGUUUUUGCUUUGCAAAUAGAGUUUAAUACAAUUACACUUUGACCAAUAAAACCGCAUUGCCUACCAAAGAGACAAGACAGAGAGCCAAUGGAGAGAGGCGAUGGUACGGAUGUCUUACUCUGUUUGAACAGGAAAAAUAGAAUGAAGUAUUAUUCGUUACCUCGUCGGGAUCUUAGUUUAGUUCCAUUGCUCCCUGUGGGUCCAUGUUGUUUGUGAUCAGACUAAAAAAGGACAGUACAAAGUGGUUUCUGUUUGUGUUAGUAGCAAUGUAAUACUUCACAUGUUUUAAAGGCUGGAUAUUUGGUAAUGCAAUGCUGAAAUGUAAUCUUGUAUUUUGUCUGCUCAGUUGAACAAUGAGGCUUUAAUUUGUGCUUAUUUAAGUUAAAUUGAAUGCAAAUGUUGACACAGUUUGAUAAAUGAUGGGAAAUAAUUUAAAGCAGAUUUUGAGUAAUAACAUUAUAAACUUUAAAAAAUA
Messenger RNA from Acanthochromis polyacanthus (spiny chromis), 2827 nucleotides. RefSeq names its product adenosine A2a receptor a (gene adora2aa). Gene Ontology annotation, molecular function: G protein-coupled adenosine receptor activity. The transcript is spliced from 3 exons. Gene Ontology annotation, cellular component: membrane. Gene Ontology annotation, biological process: G protein-coupled adenosine receptor signaling pathway; adenylate cyclase-activating G protein-coupled receptor signaling pathway. The coding region runs from base 675 to 2036 and encodes 453 amino acids. NCBI's taxonomy places the organism in Eukaryota, Metazoa, Chordata, Actinopteri, Pomacentridae. The record is from RefSeq and is a predicted model, not a curated record.